Molecule: messenger RNA, 2932 nt
Organism: Panicum virgatum (switchgrass)
Lineage: Eukaryota; Viridiplantae; Streptophyta; Magnoliopsida; Poales; Poaceae
Product: CDPK-related kinase 3-like
Exons: 16
Coding region: 367-2787 (806 amino acids)
Biological process (GO): intracellular signal transduction; protein autophosphorylation; peptidyl-serine phosphorylation
Cellular component (GO): nucleus; cytoplasm
Molecular function (GO): calcium-dependent protein serine/threonine kinase activity; calcium/calmodulin-dependent protein kinase activity; ATP binding
Source: RefSeq, a predicted model, not a curated record
AAGGUAGAAAGAAGCCUUAGGUCACUCAGUUGUAGUGUCUGGAUAGAUCGGGCCGUUGAGUGAGUGCUGCUCAUCCUAUGGAUGGAAGGAUCGAGUGUCAAAAGGCGUAGAAACACCCGGGUUCUUUUUUUUUUGUGGCAGAAACACCCGAGUUCUGCAUGCUAGUGCUAUCUCCAUUUCCAUUCCUAAAUAGACUGUCUAUGCAGCAAGACGGUUGAGCCAAACUGCAGUGUUUAGCCCAAAUUGCACUAAUAUGUAAGAUUCAGGGUGACCUAAUAAUUUUUUUGCAGGUGCCGGCUGCAUGAAUUCUCACGUUCUUGUUUGAAGCAGGCUAGCCUAGGCUAGUUUCCUAUAUGUCCUUACAGGAUGGAUGAUAAAGCCAGUGCUGCCUAUAAGGCCCUGGAGCGCAUGCUUCUUGACGAAGAUGAAGCUCCAACUCCAAUGAAGCUGCCAUUAUCACUUUUGGAAGCCAUCACAAAUAAUUUCUCAGACGAGCAGGUACUCGGCAGAGGUGGAUUCGCCGUGGUUUACAAGGGAAUGCUUGGAAAUAAGCCGGUCGCUGUGAAGAAGUUAUUAGAGACGAUCGAUGUGGACGAGGAAAAAUUCAAAAAAGAGAUGCACUGUCUGAUGAAUUUACGGCAUAAGAACGUAGUGCGAUUUCUGGGGUACUGUGAUGAAACACAGCAAAAAUCGGUAGAAUUUGAUGGCAAGCCUGUCAUAGCAGAUCAACGAAACAGGUUACUCUGCUUUGAGUUUGUACCUAAGUGUCUCCAGGAGCAUAUCACCGAUCUCAAACCUGCCAAUAUACUGCUAGAUGACAACAUGCUGCCAAAAAUUGCUGACUUUGGUCUCUCAAGGUGCUUUGACGAAGACCAAAGCAAGACUAUUACAUCAAAACUGAUUGGAUCAAUAGGAUAUUUGCCACAAGAGUUUUUCGAUGGACACAUCACAUUGAAGCUAGAUAUAUAUAGUCUUGGUGUUAUAAUUAAUGAGAUGCUGACAGGAAACAAGGCAACUUCCUCAGAAGAGAAUGUACUUAAAAGUUGGAACGAUAGGCUGGAGAUGUCAGAGCGAGACAUACCGUUGCAGCAAGUAAGAGCGUUCGCUGAGAUCGCCAAAAUGUGCACUGAUCCCAACAAAGCGAAUAGACCUUCUGCACACCGUAUAAUUGAAAUGUUGGAGCUGGGAAGUGCUGAUAAGUUUGAUGAGGCAGGCACGAGUACUUCGUUAGUAGCACAGGCUAUGUCGCAGGUGCCCAAGCCGCCGGCCGAGGUCCCAAUCCCGGAGCACGGGGCCGGAGGUGGCGGCUCCAGCGGUGCCAGGGAGAUGGAGCGGGAGCUCGACGAGAGGUUCGGCUACGACCGCAACUUCUCCGCCAAGUACGAGCUGGGGAAGGAGGUGGGGCGCGGCCACUUCGGCCACACCUGCCUUGCCCGCGCCCGCAAGGGAGACAUGAGAGGCCAGACCCUCGCUGUCAAGGUCAUCUCCAAAGCAGAGAUGACGACAGCAAUCUCUAUUGAGGAUGUGCGCAGAGAGGUGAAAAUUUUGAAGGCAUUAUCUGGCGGACAUUCCAAUCUUGUCAAGUUUUUCGAUGCUUGUGAGGAUGCCCUUAAUGUCUACAUAAUCAUGGAGCUUUGUGAAGGCGGAGGAUUAUUGGACAGAAUAUUAUCCAGGGGUGGAAGAUACAAUGAAGGGGAUGCAAAAAUUAUUGUUGAACAGAUAUUAAAUGUUGUUGCUUUUUGCCAUCUUCAGGGUGUUGUUCACCGUGAUCUGAAGCCAGAGAAUUUCCUAUUCAGCACUAUGGAUGAACAUUCUCCUAUGAAGAUUAUUGAUUUUGGCCUCUCAGAUUUUAUAAGACCAGAUGAAAGGCUUAAUGACAUUGUUGGCAGUGCAUACUAUGUUGCUCCAGAAGUCUUGCGUAGAUCAUAUAGUACAGAAGCAGACAUGUGGAGUAUUGGUGUUAUCACUUAUAUAUUACUUUGUGGUAUCAGACCAUUCUGGGCACGAAGUGAAUCAGGGAUUUUCCGCUCAGUGCUGUCAGCUGAUCCUGAUUUUGAUGUUACACCAUGGCAAUCAGUAUCUCCUGAAGCUAAAGAUUUUGUCAAAAGACUUCUUAACAAGGACUACAGAAAAAGAAUGACUGCUGCCCAGGCACUCUCUCACCCCUGGUUGCGAGAUGAGCGCCGACAAAUACCUCUUGAUAUGCUAGUAUUCAAGUUGGUCAAGGCAUAUCUUCGUUCGACGCCUCUUAAACGGGCAGCAUUGAAGGCUUUGUCAAGAGCAGUAACAGAAGAUGAGCUUAUCUACAUCAGAGCACAGUACAACUUUUUAGAACCAAACAGCAGAGAUGGUCGAAUAUGUAUGGACAACUUCAGGAUGGCUCUUUUACAGAACUCGACAGAUGCUAUGAAGGAAUCCGGAACACUUGAGAUCUUAUAUGGGCUGGAGCAACUCGCAUAUAGGAGAAUGGACUUUGAGGAGUUCAGAGCUGCUACAAUCAGCCCUUACCAGCUUGAGGCUGUGGCACGGUGGGAAGAAAUCGCCAAUACUGCAUUCGAGUACUUUGAGCAAGAAGGCAACCGUGCUAUCACAAUCGAGGAGCUGGCUCAGGAGAUGAAUCUUUCCUCAGCGGCGUAUUAUUCCAUCGUCUGCGACUGGAUUAGACCGUCGGAUGGCAAGCUUAGCCUUCUAGGCUACACCAAGUUUUUGCAUGGAUUGACCGUCGGAUAUGUAAGCUUGGGGGCUGGACAUAGUAAUUAUAAAUCCAACCUGAGUCUUGAAUGCUGAGUAAAUCGCAGCCACAUUAUGACUCCUAUAUUUUGCUUGGUAUACCUGCGAGCAGAGGGCAUUACGCUCGACUCGAGCCUCCCUGUAUGGAAACCCGAGUAAAUAAAUACUAAAUGCAAUGCAGGCCCCUCCUGUAGUUCUGUGA